Knipowitschia caucasica is the source of this 255-nucleotide messenger RNA. Lineage: Eukaryota; Metazoa; Chordata; Actinopteri; Gobiiformes; Gobiidae. The record is from the annotation of a GenBank genome assembly.
AUGGCUCGCCUCAACUGGUGCCUGGCUGCUGUCAUCAGCUGGGGCAAGUUUCUCUUCGCCUGCUUCUUCCCUCUGCGGGGGGCUAAGAAAGACAAGCAUGCAGUGUUGCAACCGCCUGUCUCCUCACACCCCCGGCAGCCUCCUCCCACUAACUCCAGCCCCCCCACUCCUCUGCCGCAGCUCCUUAUCUCUACACCCGCGCUCAAUCCCAGCAAACUCACCCCUGUCGCACUCCCCUCUAUACCGCAUACAUGA